AUGUUACAUUUCUUAUUCCUCCUUCUUCUUCCCACUCUUCUUUUCUUCCUCCACAAAUCACUAUCCGCCGCCGGCGGUGGCGGCCACCUCCCGCCGGGCCCGAAUCUCUGCCGGAUUCUGACAUUGAAACAUCAGAUCGAACAAAACCCUCGAAAACUUUUCACAAACCUCGCCAAGCUCUACGGCCCAAUAUUCUCAUUCCGCGCCGGCGUCCACCUCAUCGUCGUCGCCUCAUCCGCCGCCGCCGCCAAAGAAAUUUUCAGCACACAGAACCUGAGAUUCGCCGCCCGAUACUUGCCGGCGGUCAACCACAGCAUCCUCAGAACAACCAAAACGAGGUUGCCGGCCGCCAUUGUGGUGGCGGAGUCCAACGCUGUCUGGAAAAUCGUCCGCGGCCUCGGCCAUAGAUCCAUCUUCUCCGCCGCCUCCGUGGAGGCCGCCGCCGGAAUCAGGGCGGCGAAGGCGGCGGAAUUGGUGGAAUUUCUUGGAACUCAAAUUAAGGAAGAAAAAGCUGUCUUUAUCGAAGAGAUUAUAUUUGCCACUUUUGCCAAUAUUAUCAGCACUGUUCUUACAUCAAGAAACCUGUUUUUGGUCGACAAAAAUGGCGAAAAUGUACGGACAGUGAUUAAUCGGCUCAUUGAAAUGGCCGAGAAGUACAGCCGGUUCGGUUUAGGGGAUAUGUUGCCGUUUCUUAGAAGGUUCGAUUUUUCGACGAAAAUAAGGGGUAGAGUUGUUUUUGAGAAUGCCAAAUCAAUUUGGGGAGAUUUUGUCAUGGAGAGAAAAUUGGCUAUGGCUACACAAGUCGAAGGUUGUUCGAAAACUAUGACGCGCGACUUUCUCGACAUAUUGUUGCACGAAGAUUUAUUUGCCGAUGACGGCGCCAUCGAAUAUUUUUUGUCGGAAAUGUUAAUGGGCAGCACAGAUUCUGUGACAACUAUAACAAUUUGGCUGCUUGUUGAAAUGAUCAAGAAUGAAGAAAUUCUCCAAAAAGUUCGAAAAGAAAUCACGGAUCAAGCCGUCGAAGCCGGGAACACUAUAAGCGAGCCGGGUCUCGCACAAUGUGAGUAUCUUCAAGCAUGUAUCAAGGAAGCCUUAAGGCUACACACUCCAUCUCCGGUCGUAGUUCCUCGUCUCGCAUCCAAGGCGAGCAUAAUUAACGGAUACACGAUCCCAAAAAAUACCAUCGUAUUAAUUAAUUUAUGGGCAAUCCACACGGACCCCGGAAUGUGGGAAGAUCCCUUAAUGUUCAAACCCGAUAGGUUUCUCAACUCGCCUAUCGCUUUCAAGGGUGGCGCCAUUGACGGCGCGCAUUUUGAGUACAUGCCUUUUGGUGGCGGAUCAAGAACUUGCCCCGGCUCGGAGAUUUGCCGUAAAGGAGUUCAGCUUAUGACAGCUUGUUUAGUUCAUUACUUCGAUUGGAGGGUCCCCGAUGGAAAUGACCGAGCCGUGCUCGAAAGGGGCGAAGAUCAAUUUUGGACAAUAUUGAAGAAAGAUGAACCUCUCCGAUUGAUUCCAUCGCUGAGGGGAGAUUGUAAUAAUGCGGAAUUAGAUUGAGUUGAAAAAGAUUGAUGAUAUAUUACUCAUGUUCAUAAGGGUAUAUAUUUUAAUUUAU
This is a messenger RNA of Andrographis paniculata, 1612 nucleotides long. RefSeq names its product (S)-N-methylcoclaurine 3'-hydroxylase isozyme 1-like. Lineage: Eukaryota; Viridiplantae; Streptophyta; Magnoliopsida; Lamiales; Acanthaceae. Gene Ontology annotation, molecular function: oxidoreductase activity, acting on paired donors, with incorporation or reduction of molecular oxygen; heme binding; iron ion binding. The transcript has 2 exons. Bases 1 to 1554 code for a protein of 517 amino acids. The record is from RefSeq and is a predicted model, not a curated record.